UGCCAUGGUGUAGGACGGUUCAACCAACAACUGCAGUUCUCGUUUACUCGUUCUUCUGCGGCGACAUCAGCAGCUGCUAUGGCGAAGCGCUUGCAGGGAAAGGUCGCCGUUGUGACGGCAUCGACCGCGGGAAUCGGCCUCGGAAUAGUGGAACGUCUUGGCCAAGAAGGCGCAUCAGUGGUCGUCUCAUCGCGUAAGCAGUCUAACGUCGACACAGCCGUCGCAACGCUUCGAGAAAAGGGUAUUGACGCGAUGGGGAUGGUGUGCCACGUGGGAAGCGCGGAGCACCGCCGGAAAUUGGCUGAAGCUGUGGUUGCCAAGUACGGUCGCGUGGAUAUUUUCGUGUCCAACGCAGCCGUUAAUCCGACGUUAGGACCAAUCCUGGACAUGGGAGAGCGUGAGUUGGAUAAGCUGUUAGAUACCAACAUCAAGGCAGCAGUUCUUCUGGUGAAGGAGAUGGCUCCUCAUAUCCCACCAGGCGGGAACAUCGUUUUCGUCGCGUCCAUCGCCGGAUUCAACCCGAUUGCCAUGCUCGGCAUGUAUUCUGUGACCAAGACUGCUCUACUGGGCCUGACCAAGGCCCUGGCUGUCGAGCUGGCGCCUGAAGUGCGGGUGAACUGCGUUGCUCCAGGGAUUGUUCCUACUCAAUUUGCGAGUUACCUGGUGGAGAAUGAGGGGAUCAGGCAGGAGACAGAGGAGCGCACGUUGCUGAAAAGGCUGGGCUCUCCGUCGGAUAUUGCUGGAGCUGUGGCCUUCUUGGCGUCAGCAGAUGCAGCUUAUAUCACGGGCGAGACUAUUGUGGUGGCUGGCGGUAUGCAGUCUCGCCUGUGAAGCAGCAUGUGCAUUUGAAUGUUGAGGAUAUUGGAGGAUGAAGGCAAGGCAGCUCAACAUGGAUCAGAUAAGCCUUUUUGUGUAAGUAGUUCAUCAUAUUUGUAGACGAAUUGUCAAAUAUGCAACUGCUCAGUAGACUAAUACCAUGGUGGUGAUAGGUAAAGGAAUAGAUGCUUUAAAGAGGA
This is a messenger RNA of Closterium sp. NIES-67, 1016 nucleotides long. The record is from the annotation of a GenBank genome assembly. NCBI's taxonomy places the organism in Eukaryota, Viridiplantae, Streptophyta, Zygnematophyceae, Desmidiales, Closteriaceae.